UCAAUGGAAGAAUGCUUUGAUUGGCCCUAAAACUUCCCGCGCUUGGCCCAAGCCGCAGCGCGAGAUGCCUGGAAAUGGAGAUUCAUCUGCGGCGCAUGCUCUUAACGUUAAAACGAAUUUAUUUUCCGCCUUGUUGCUCGUGACCUCCACCUCCACAGUGCAUAUAUGCGACUGAGGUCUUAUGUCGCCAACGUCGUGUCUCACUGCCGGUCUCUAAGUACACCCAUCUAAUGGACCGUUAUCGAGGACAACGACGAUCGCCUCCGCCUCGAGACAGACCUCCUCGUAACGACCGAGACGACCAUCCUAACGUUGAAUACUUUGGGGCUGGUGAGAGUUACAGACCUGGCGGCCAAACUGGUGACGGACCUUACCGACCGGCAAAUCGAGAACGACAAGGUCCGGAUACCUGGUCGGGUGACAGGAGAGAGGGUAGAGAUGGUAGAGACGGGAGAGAUGGGCGACGAGAUGAGAGAAGGGAGGACGUAGACUCAUAUGUGCCAGUGACAAAUGCACGGCCUGCGAGACCCCGAAGCCGUUCUCCUGCAUUUCGUCGAAGAUCACGCUCCCGGACACCGCCAAAUCGAGGAAGAGAAGAUUUAUUUGCAAAUAGACGAUCACCACCACGUCGCUACUCUCCGCGCAGAAGUCCUCCGAGAAGACGAUCUAGAUCAGCAUUUGGUGCAAGGCCCAGGAGUCCACCAGAUGCGAAGAGAUUUCGCGACUUCUCCCCUGACAGACGGUCACCUAAACGAGAACGAAGAACAUCUCCAGACCGAGAUAGAUUCGAUCGACGGUCGCCACCUAGACGUGGUUUCUCACCUGGCGGAAGAGGUGGAGAGAGCUACAGACCUAGAUCAAGAACACCUCCGCGCGGCAGACCUGGGGAGGACAACUGGAGGAGACGGUCACCUUCGCCGAGGACAUCAGUCCCAGCAUCAGGCAACACUUCACGAAGAUCAUCCCCUCCUGUCCACCCGGACAGAGCAAGUCUAGCAGGAUCGGUACCCAGAUCACCGGCACGUCCUGCCAGAGCUCAAUACGACAGAGCAGACUCUGCAAGCCGUCGAGACAGAUCACCUUUUGCUGGCGACGGCCAAGCCAGACCACGAGAUGUAAGCGCACCUCGCGAUGAUGUGCGUCCCAACGGCGACUCUCUACAGCCACCGUCCGGCCCCAGCGGUCAUCGCAAUGGUGAUUACAGCCGGCCACCACCAACUGGCCCAGCCCGCAGUUUCAACCAGUCUACCUCACAUGCACCACCCACAGGUCCCGCAGCAUCAACCAUGUCGAUGUCCGCGCACAGUCGUGGUGGAGGCCCUGCGACGUUCUCAGCACCGACAGGACCCCGCGGGAGUGGUGGCCGAUCCGAUGGUCCACCACGCGACUUCGUUAGUCCCGCACCACGUGGACGCGGCAGCUUGACGUACCGUGGCCCUGCUCCCCAUGGGCCUAGGGGAGGAGGUUAUGGUCGCGGCGACUUUGGCGCACCUAGGAGUGACUAUGGUGGUGGCCGAGGUGAAUAUGGAGGUGGAGCUGGCGGCGGCCGAGGAGACUUUAGCUCAUCUAGGGGUGACUACGGUGGAAGUGGCAGCCGAGGAGACUUUAGCUCAUCUAGAGGUGACUACGGUGGAAGUGGUGGCCGAGGAGACUUUGGCGGAGGUGGGGGCUAUCGCGGUGGCUUCGGACGCGGCGAAGCAUCAUUCUCUUUCCGCGGCAACAGCAGCAGCAGCGGAACAUACCCUCGAACUCAGCGCUUCAACACGCUACAGCAACACCUCGCCACGAACGAGAAGAUUGUGCCUGGCGGUAAACUCUUACCGUCGGGUCUCCCGCCCGAUCAGGAGAAGCGCAUCAAGAUGCUGGAAGCCGAGUCUGAGCGGAUGCGCACUGAGAUCGCGGACAAACAGAAAAACAAACGGGAGAUCCUGAAUGAAUGGGAUGUGCGGGAACGUGAGAGUGAGAGGGAGAGUCUACGAAGUGAACUUGCGGAAGCGCAUCUGCAGCAGUUGAUGGAAGGAGAGGAUGGGAUCGGGCGUGCGGCGUUCUAGGAACAUUACCUCCUGCCCACCGGCUCUGCCAUCGUGGUACGUUGGAUCAAAAGCAGCUAGGCCACUUGGUGUCAUGAAGGCUGCGAAAGAAAGAUCAUUGUUAACCCAGGAUUUCUGCAUAGCGAAAUGGGACAAAUUGGGUAAAAAGUAGCGAUCGAGCGAAAACUUGAACAUUGAACAAAAUGG
Exophiala viscosa is the source of this 2237-nucleotide messenger RNA. RefSeq lists its product as uncharacterized. The record is from RefSeq and is a predicted model, not a curated record. The transcript is spliced from 2 exons. The coding region runs from base 231 to 2051 and encodes 606 amino acids. NCBI's taxonomy places the organism in Eukaryota, Fungi, Ascomycota, Eurotiomycetes, Chaetothyriales, Herpotrichiellaceae.